Messenger RNA from Enterobius vermicularis (human pinworm), 1848 nucleotides. NCBI's taxonomy places the organism in Eukaryota, Metazoa, Nematoda, Chromadorea, Rhabditida, Oxyuridae. The record is from the annotation of a GenBank genome assembly.
AUGGGUUUGAUAACGCUUCUGUUAGUUGCUGUAACUGUUGCAGUUCUCCAGGCUCAAUCAGUCGACAAAGUUUCCCUAGGAUUUCCAGAAGCCUGGGAUGGUGACAAAUAUAAAGAACUGUACUGUCCGUCGAAAAGUAUUCCUAAAUUUUUAGAUGGGUAUUUCUUAUGUCAAUUAUCCGCUGCAUACGGCAACGCAUCUGCACCACCGGGUCAUAAGCUGAACCAUAUGAUUGAUGCUAUAGGAGCUGUUGGAGCAUUUCAUAUCAGUAAUGGACAGGUAGUCUUCUCUGCUCAGUACUAUCCUUCAAGACCGUUUAAAAUAUGGGAAUUUUAUGAUCGAAAUAUGUCAAAAGCUUCUGUUCCAUGGGCCGGAUGGUCUGAUUACAAUCUUACUGCGAUGUCUCGUUGGGAACAGGUACCAGCUAAUCCAGACUCUGCUCGGUUCCAUCCAAAUCUUGACUUCUGGAAAGUUGGAAAACGAGUACUUGCCGGUACAGAAGCACCAUAUUGGGUUGGAUAUGAGUUUGAUGUGAAGAAUUUGGACCGAUUUAGACUUUUCCCAUUUGUUGAAGACAACGAUGUUUUUGGGGUCGCCAGACCGACGAUGAUACCAAUUUCGAUGGCAAUUCACGAAAGGAACGAUCUUGAUGGUACACUGUGGGGCUCAUUUUCUGCGAUGAAUUUCAAUGAACAGCGAUUCUAUCAGGGUAUAUUCACGGUAGAACCAUCAGGCACACGAAAGGUGGUAGGUAUGUACGACUACGGUGUUUGGGAUAAUACUGCGUGUGGAAAAGACGACGAGUAUAUUGGCGACAAAACUUUGCUCCCUGGUUAUAUUCACUCUAUAACUUCAACUGAGAGAUAUAUAAUUCUUCCAAUAACUUCAUUACUGAUCAACCCAUGCAAAUUUAAAGAACCACCAAUGACCAACAUUCAUUCUUCUAUUCAGGAAGGCGGACUUUGGGGAAUGGAUUUCUAUGACAUGGUACCAAUGAGAUUUUUGAUUUUUAACAAGAAACUUCGCGAAUGGAGCACGAAAAAGCCUCUGGAAGUUUUCCCCUCGAUGUUUGUCACUCACCAACUCAACGCAUUCGAUAAUCCAGAUGGCACUAUAUCCGCUGAUAUGAUUGUAUAUGAUAGACACGAUCCCUACGUCAAGUACUUUUAUACAGACUUCCUCACUGAACAGCUCUAUCCGGAAACAGCACGUAUCCUCCGGUUUACGAUUGAUCUUAAGGGAAGUCGAAUCAUGUAUAGCUACCUAAUACCUAAAGAAACAAUUUCUGCGGACUUUCCACAAAUAAAUCAUGACUACGAAUCAAGACCCUAUCAGUGGGCUUACAUCGUCCAGAAUCCGUACGCAUCAGACAAUUCAAUUAUCAAAAUUAACGUGGAUGAACCAGCUGGAACUAGAAAUGCGGUCUAUAAAGCAGACACCGGAAUGGUACUACACGAACCAUAUUUUGUAGCUCGUCCAGGUUCACGUAAAGAAGAUGAUGGUGUUCUUUUAGUUAGGGCACUCGACCUACAAGAAAACAAAGGUAUGCUUAUCGUCUUAGACGCUAUAACUAUGACAGAGACUGGACGCGCAUAUGUACCAAUAUCAAUUCCAUUUGGUUUCCACAACCGAUUUUACUCCAAACAGGAACUUGGCCUUCCAGAAGGGUAUCAUUAUCCACACUACAGACCUACGACGAUGUCAUCAUCAUCUUCCAUAGAACCAGAAAAUUUGAAAUCGCAACUAUCAAGAGCUGAAAAACCUAGCAGCACCACUGCAGAAACAUUUGCUAGUUCAACCGUGACUUCUGCAGAUGACCUAACGAUGAAAACGCUAAGUAAUUCUUAG